AUGGCACCAGAGGUCCUCUACCGCGUCAUCCACGGCAGUCCCACCCCAGAACCCUGGCAAAAAGACCGCGUGCGCUUCCAACCCGCCCUCCUCCACGGCUAUCGACGCCAUCGCGUCCGAAACGCAGAGUACCCAGGCAUCAUCGCCGAGCCAUCCGAUUCCGACCAGACCGCCGUUCUAGGCGUCCUCGUCUCCGGUCUAACCGAGGCGGAUAUGUACCGACUCGACCGGUACGAGGGCGCCGAAUACGUCAAACAGACGGUGCGAGUGCGCGCGCUUCGGACGGAAUCCCACGAGGAUGGCAAAGUCGUGUCAGGACACGAGUUGGUGAAGGAACUUGAUGCUGCGGGGGCGGGCACCGCGACUGAGGGGGAGGAAGUUGUUGCGACGACGUAUGUGUGGGUUGCGGGCAGGGAGCAACUGGAGGAGCGGGAAUGGGAUUUUGAGACGUUCAAGAGGGAGAAGUUGGAUUGGUGGGUUGCUAUGGACGAGAAAGAUUGGUAG
Penicillium diatomitis is the source of this 504-nucleotide messenger RNA. RefSeq names its product gamma-glutamylcyclotransferase family protein. The coding region runs from base 1 to 504 and encodes 167 amino acids. The record is from RefSeq and is a predicted model, not a curated record. The transcript has a single exon. NCBI's taxonomy places the organism in Eukaryota, Fungi, Ascomycota, Eurotiomycetes, Eurotiales, Aspergillaceae.